AUGGGACGAAAAAGUCGCCCUUUGGUUGUUACGUUAAUAUCUAGGUUUAGUGCAAUCCUACCUACCAUGUCUAACGUCACAUUCAAUGGCUCUUCUUUUCUUUUGGGAGGCAGAGAGGCUUCUCUGGAACUGACACCAAAGAUUCUAGGGGUGGCACUUUGUGCAAUGCUACUUCUCCUCCCAAUUCUAUGGCACUCAGGGACGAUCCCACCUGGGACAAAACCAGUACCAGGACCGAAAGGCUUGCCACUCGUCGGAAACCUUCUGGAAAUACCCAAGAAGCACGCCUGGCUCAAAUACCGAGAGUACAUCGAAGAGUAUGGCCCCAUCGUGAGAAUCAAACUCAUGGGCCAGGACCACAUCCUACUAGGUUCCGAGUCCGUCGUGGACGACCUCCUCAAGUCACGCAGCGGCCUCUACAGCAGCCGCCCUCAGACCCAGGCGUGCUCGAUACUGACCCAGGAUCAACACGUGCUGAUGAUGCCGGCCGGCGAGCCCCUGCGCGUGCGGCGCCGGUUCCUCUCGCAGCUGCUUACUAGGAGCGCCGCGUCGCAGUAUGAGCCGUAUCAGUGGCUCGAGGCGUACCGCCUCAUAAUCGACCUUGUUCGCGACCCAUCGGACUACCAAAGGCUGAUCGAACACUACAGCGUCGCCAUGGGCAGCCGCACCAUGCCCGACCGCUCCGGUCCUCAGAAGGAGGUCAUCAAGAUCGGCCACACCUUCGAGGCGGUUCUCACACCCGGCGCGUUUCUGGUGGACGUGAUCCCUUGGAUGCGCCAUCUGCCCGACGCCGUGGCCCCGUGGAAGCGGUGGCUGAAGCGCAUGUCCCGGCGUGACGAGGCCUUCUACUACAGAAUGUGGGAGCGCACCAAGGCGGACCUCGACAACGGGCGGGACGCACCAUCGUGGACGCGCAUGUGCCUUGAGGACAUGAAGCGGGCGGCCGUCGGCGGCAAGGGGAUGGGUAUCACGGAACACGAGGCCGUGCACCUCAUCGGCGUCACCUACACUGCAUUUGGCACCACCGUCGCCAACAUACUCUCCCUUCUUCUGGGCAUGACGCGGCACCCGGAGUGGUGGCUGCGCAUGCAGGCUGAGAUCGACGACGUUGUGGGUGCGGGACGGCUGCCAACCCUCGCCGACCUCCCGCGGCUGCCGGUGCUCCGGGCCGUGCUGUCCGAGAUCACGCGAUUCUGGCCGGUGACGCCAGAUGGCGUGCCGCACGAGUUGACACAAGAUGAUGUCUACAAGGGGUACCACCUAAAGGCCGGUUCCGUGAUUCACUAUGUGACCUGGGCGUGCGGGCGCGAUCCGGAGAUGUACCCUGAGCCAGACACCUUCAACCCGGACCGGUGGAUUGAUCCCAAGUUCCCCACCUACAAGGAGCCGCUGACAGAAAACCCGAGUUUGAUGAACACGCUCAUGUUUGGAGCAGGCCGUAGGCAAUGCCCAGGCAUGAUCUUGGGGACUCGAAAUGUAUAUGUCCAAACCAUGAUGUUGGUGUGGGCUUGUGAUCUCGGCCGGGCGCGCGAUGAGGUGACAGGCGAAGAAAUUGUGCCGCCGCUGUAUGACUACUGCGCUGGGUUCAACGUCGCUCCGAACCCGUUCAAGUUCGACCUGAAACCUCGGGGUGCGGAGCGCAUGCGGAUGGUGGAGGCUGCAUACGAGAGAGCACUGGCGGAGGAUCUUAUGAAGGAGGAAUAG
Messenger RNA from Pyricularia grisea, 1704 nucleotides. RefSeq lists its product as uncharacterized. Gene Ontology annotation, molecular function: heme binding; monooxygenase activity; oxidoreductase activity, acting on paired donors, with incorporation or reduction of molecular oxygen. The record is from RefSeq and is a predicted model, not a curated record. The coding region runs from base 1 to 1704 and encodes 567 amino acids. NCBI's taxonomy places the organism in Eukaryota, Fungi, Ascomycota, Sordariomycetes, Magnaporthales, Pyriculariaceae. The transcript is spliced from 4 exons.